AUGAUUGGCUUGGAUCAAGUCUUCUCUAACUUCAUUGGUGGUAUCAAUGUUGCCCAGUACACAAUGUUCGACUACCAACAACUUGUUAUUAUCUGCAGCUGCAUCUUCAUCAUCGUUAGCGUCGUUAUAACAUGCAUUGCUGCUCGUGAGGAACAAUUCCGCAAAAAUAUUGCCAAAUCAAAACCAUUUGUCCAGAUUUUCCGUUCAUUCAAGUCAAUGCCAAAGCCAGUUCUCCACAUCCAUCGUUGGAUGGGAUAA
Molecule: messenger RNA, 258 nt
Organism: Trichomonas vaginalis G3
Lineage: Eukaryota; Parabasalia; Trichomonadida; Trichomonadidae
Product: sucrose transmembrane transporter protein
Exons: 1
Coding region: 1-258 (85 amino acids)
Source: RefSeq, a predicted model, not a curated record